AUGGCACAUUCGAGUGCAUCAUCCAACUCUAAUUUUGUUAUUGCACAUGAUUUGAGACAAGACCGUGAGAGAAAGGAAAAUAAGUGCAUCUUAGCUACUUGUGGGAUAUGGAAAGAUUUUCAUUUACAUGGCGGCAAGUUCGUUGGCACCGGAAGCCUCGUACAGGGCCUCUUUCUCAAAUUUGAAGAAAAAAUUCAUCUGGUCACAAGCAACAAGGUCAUUUCACCUAAUGAUUAUUUAAGUUACUACGAAUUGUAUUUCAAGAAAUCAAAAGACGAAGAAAAAGAACCAGUGAAACUAAAUAAAAUGGCGUCGAACGAAGUGAUCUUCAAAUCAGGCCUUGCAAUUGUGCUUAUUGACCCAAAGAAACUUGGCUUCAUUAGACAAUAUACUUCUGGUUUUGUGAAUCACCGUCCAUUUACCAUACGCUUUAAAGAAAAGGAAGACUUAAGAAAUGAUGAAUUAUACUGUCAUGUCGCUGAAGAAUCUGGAAAGUCAAUUGCCAUAAGACCAUACAAGGUGAAAGGGAUUGCAGACGCAAAAACAUAUGUCACUGACCACAGUUCCAUAGAGAUAGAAAGUACUAGCUUUUGCAGCAGUUAUCGAAAAGGCCUUGGAGCUCCAAUUGCCAUCACAGUCAAAGAUGAGGCAUUUGCUGUGGGUGCCAUUACUCUCAGCAACAACAAGCAGCUUUCUUUUGUUCUGUUUUCACAGAUUGAUAGGAAACAGGCAUUUUCAGGUUGGUAACUUCUCGUUUGUUCAGCAUACGUGUUUAUGCAAGGCAUCUUUAAGGUCUUGAACGUUAGCAACAUUUGCAAUUUAUUUAUCUGGUUCAGUAUCCUGGGAAAUGUAAAUUAAUUUCCACAAAGGAGCUGGCCUACACUCUUAGACAUAUUUGUUGGGACAUCUCUGCCUUCCCUGCCCCUCUCAAUGUUGGUUUGCAAGAUGGUAUAGACACAUGAUUGGCAAUUGACAGCAUUGGAAGGGGGAGAGGGGUAGAGGAACAUCAUAGAUGUUUCUCUGUAGAAGUGUCGCAGCUAAUGUUGCCCAGGAGUGCAUUACCGUAUUUACCCAUUUAUAAUGUGCGCCCGUGUAUAAUAUGUACCUUAAUUUUUGACCUCUUUUGUCUAAAAAAAAAGACUUCAAGACAAACACCAAGAAUUAAAACUUCCAUUUUUCCAUUUAAUUAACAAGAGCUGGGAAUUCAUUAAUAAUAUGUUUACAACAUUUUCUAACUAGUUGCUACUACAAAUAUCGCACGCACCGAGCACCUAUUUACAAGCUUCUCUAUUCAAUUACAGUCAAACGUUUUACAAAUGUUGUAACUUGAAGUCCAUAUUAAUAUACCUAAAUUCUCAACUUGAAUUUUUAUCAUAACAGCAAUUCAUAAACAUAAUCUGUACUCACAGCACUGCUGGUAGCUUGAAUAUCAUCACUGCAUUGCGUACGAUUUAAAUAAAAUGUUCAGUGUCUUUAGGCAUAGUUAGUAGAGUCUCCUCUACUAACUAUGCUUUAGGCAACGAAACCUUCAAAUUCCGACUCGCAGUCCGAUUCAAAUAGGUUUUCGAUGACUGUAUCAUCAAUUUCAUCAGUGAUCUCGGUUAAAUUGUAAACCAAUCCAUCUUGUGAUCCAUCCGAAUUGUUUGUGAUCCCACACUUCAGGAAAGAGGCAGCGAUCAUUUCUGACGGAAUAGCUCUCCACGUUUGCGAAAUCCACGAACAGAUCAGCUCCUCCGAAGCCUUCUUUUAUCGUCCAGUGGCGAUAAAUUCGUGAAUUCCAUCAGUCAUCCACUGUUUUCAGACUCCAUCUUUAAACGGUUUGUUCAAAGAUACAUCGAGCGGCUAGAGAAGGGAAGUUAGCCCACCAGGAAUCACGGCAAGUUCAGUGUUCUCGCGUUUGAAGGAUGCGUUUACAGUAUUUGUCACGUGAGCUUCAAAUGAGUCGUAAUUAAGCAAGCUCUUUCUCCUCCCCAGGCCACCAAUCCGCGCAAUUUUACUUUUGUUGUUUUUUUAAGGUAUGCAAAUUAGGACGUGCUUGACAGAAUACGUGAAUAAUACGCACCGCGAUUUUGAUGAUUAUUUUUAACGAAAAAAGUGCGCAUUAUACACGGGUAAAUACGGUAUAUUGCUGUUGAUUCUAGUCCAUCGUGGUAACUCUCUCAGAAGAGUUCCUGUGUCUGUGAAUGGUCGCUCUCUAUCUUUUGGACGCCUCUCUUGAAACUUCAGCUAGCAACCUAAUUUCUUAGUUACAACCCUGCUACAGACACAACAGGGAUCCAAGGAUCCAGCACAUCUCUUAUUCCAGAGGGUAGCACAUCCACAUUCAAUCGUAGCUCUGGUUUGACAACAGUGUUGACUGAGUGAUCAGGAAAAUGUAUGUAAGGAUACAGAAAGGAUAAUAGCAAGAUAGAUUUAAUCAGACCCAAAAUUAUUGUACGUUCCAAAAUGUGAUUCAUCAUUUUCCUUUUGGAAGGCAGAAAUUUUCCCGAUAAUUUUUCUUAAAUGGCCAACUGCUUUCAAUUGAUAUUUCCCAUGCUAAAUGGCCACAGAGAUUUCAAUUUUCUCAUUUUGUGUGCAAAAAACCAGAUGAAGGAAAUGGAGGAGGUGGAGAACAACAGGCACCAGGGGAACCAGCAGAAGGAGAAGAGCAACAGCCACCAAGGGAACCAGCAGGAGGAGAAGAGCAACAGGCACCAGGGGAACCAGCAGGAGGAGAAGAGCAACAGGCACCAAGGGAACCAGCAGGAGGAGAAGAGCAACAGGCACCAAGGGAACCAGCAGGAGGAGAAGAGCAACAGGCACCAAGGGAACCAGCAGGAGGAGAAGAGCAACAGGCACCAAGGGAACAAGAUGGUAAUGUAUAA
Messenger RNA from Pocillopora meandrina, 2864 nucleotides. Lineage: Eukaryota; Metazoa; Cnidaria; Anthozoa; Scleractinia; Pocilloporidae. The record is from the annotation of a GenBank genome assembly.